This is a messenger RNA of Diorhabda sublineata, 1011 nucleotides long. Its product is annotated as putative nuclease HARBI1. The record is from RefSeq and is a predicted model, not a curated record. NCBI's taxonomy places the organism in Eukaryota, Metazoa, Arthropoda, Insecta, Coleoptera, Chrysomelidae.
AUGAAAAUUGAAGACCAAAUUAUACUUGAUGAUGAUUAUGAUGUAAUGGAUAUUAUUAAUGAUGGCUUUCCGAGAGCCAGACCUCAGAGACCUAAUUAUUUUGAUUCAAUAGAUGAUUUGGGUUUCUUUAGAAGAAGAUUCCGUCUUACCAAACCCACUGCGGAAGCACUAUUGGGAGAAAUACAACACACAAUGGAAUUUGAUAAUAACUUAAAUAAUCAAGUAUCCCCUAUGAACCAACUACUAACUACUUUAAGGUUUUACGCCUCAAAUGGGCAUCAAAUUGGUAUUGGAGAUCUUAUGGGGAUCCACCAAACCACAGCAUGCAGAAUCAUAUCAAGGGUCAGUAGAACCAUUGCUAUGUUGAGGCCCAACUAUAUUCAAAUGCCAGAAAACCAUGCUCAGCUUCUGCAUACUCAACAAGAGUUUUAUCACAGGGCAAGAUUCCCCCGGGUGGUGGGGUGCAUUGAUUGCACACACAUUAAAAUAAAUUCACCAGGUGGUGAAGAUCCUGAAAUUUUUCGUAACAGAAAAGGGAUAUUUUCUAUAAAUACGCAAGUUGUGGGAAAUGCAAAUUUGGAAAUAACGGAUAUUGUUGCUAGGUGGCCAGGUUCUGUUCAUGAUGCUACAGUAUUUAAUAAUUCAUCAAUACUUGCCCGACUAGAAAACCAGGAAUUUGGGGAUGGCAUUAUUUUGGGAGAUAGUGGCUAUGCUCUAAGGCCCUUUUUAUUAACACCCUUACUAAAUCCUGUAAACCAAGCAGAGCAAAGGUAUAAUGAAUCUCUUAUACCUACCAGGAACUGCAUUGAACGACUUUUUGGUUGCUGGAAAAGACGCUUUCCAGUUCUUGCAUAUGGUAUGAGAUGCCACACUGACAAUGUAAUGGCCAUUAUAGUAGCAACAGCAGUGCUGCACAACAUAUGUAGAAGAAUGGGUGAAGAUUUGCCACCUGCUCCUGAAGACAUUGAUGAAGUCAUGUUGGAAUAUUUAAUUUUUGUUUGUUUGAUAUAA